AUGGCACGCACAGAAGAAAGACAUCGAUGGUCACAGAAAUUGGAAAAUGUGCUAGAAGAUCGUGAUGCUUUAGAAGCAUUUAAGAAAUGGAUGAAGAACGAAUCAUCACUUGCUGAACAUCCAAUUAAUUUGCAUUUUGCAAUUAUUGCAUACAAGAAUAUGUGUGCAGUGAGAAAUGCUCGUGCUGCUGAACUUGCACGCAAUUUGCAUCAAAAGUACAUUAGUAUUAAAACCGGUGUUUGUUCGUUUUUACGCGAGGAUCUUCGACGAGAAAUAAGCUUUCGAGUACAUGCUCUUUCUGCUUGUGAACCAGAUCCAACAGUUUUCGAUUCUGUAAUCCCAUUGGUGGAGCAGUAUUUGCGACAGCAACACGCUCAGUUUGUUUGCUCAGAAGAAUUUAUUGAUUUUUACAAUCGUGUGGAAGAGUUCACUUCCAAACCGUCACGAAUAUUCUCAUCAUCGUUAUCAAGUCGUAAGCAGCGAAAGUCAUUUUCUUGUCAACCGACUCUCACAGCUGAAAUGCUGUUGAAAACACAGCAUGAACGUGAAACAACAUUAGGUGAAAGUGAAGUGGAAAAGCUGUACCGGCCACUGAUGAAAGUGCCAUAUAUUUGUAAUGCAACAACUAGUAAGAAUGAUUCUGCUGUAUCAUCCACCUUUUCAAGUGAUGCAAAUGGUCAGCAUCCAAGUGUAAAACUAAGCACGAUUCGAGAGGAGCAGCUAAAAGGAAAUCCUGCUACACAUACAUUAGCGAGGGUAGAAAGAGUUGAUGGAGGGUCGGUGGUCACUCACUGUACUGAAGAAGGUCGACGAGCUUUUGCAGCAAUUCUAAUAGAGAAACUGAAUGUUUUAAGUGCUCGUAGAAAAAGAAAUGAUGUUAUGAGUCAGCAGCUACGUGCGAUUGAGAGUCGAAAAUGCUCCGCUCGCGAAGUUGUAAAUGAUGUCGAACCUACAGCUGCUGAAGAAGAUGAUGAACUAGAACGGUACGUACGGCAAAGGAUGGCGGAUGAUUCAAACAAACCAUCACCAUCAUAUCACUCGCCAGAUCCACUUAAUGCACACUCACUCCGUUUUCGUCGUCGUUCACCUAGAUCAAGUUCCCCGGAGCGUUUUCGACAAAACUUGGCUUCACCUCCAGCUAACAUUUUUCAUGCACCUAACCCCUAUAGUACAAAUGGCUUCGCUCCUCCUCCGAUCAGCGGACAUCAUCGAAUGGUAAAUGUAAAUCCUCCCACCAUGAAAGGAAUUCGGCAAUCUAUGGCGAUAUAUGACACUUCUGGCAUCGAGUCCAUGGCACCAUCGUCUAUCAGUGAGCGUGAUGAAGCAGCACGUGCAGCCAUUUUCCAAAAAGCGCGAAUGCUGUCAUAUAAUGGUGGAUCUGGUAGUAGUAGUUCUGGUCGUAAAAACAGUCAUAAGCAGCAUCACGAUUUCAGUUCAUUACCGCGUUCGCGAGGGGAUCCAAAGCAGCUGAUGAGAAUUAGCUAUAAAGAAAAAGGACGCGUUCCAAUGGUUGCACAUGUGCCAUUUCAUCCAAUCACAUUCCGAGAGUUUCGUAAAUACUUGGGAAUUUCAUCGAAAUCAAAUUUGCAGUUUUAUUUUAAGACCGCAUGUGAGGAUGGUAAUUCACCUUAUCAGCUUCUUCUCGUAAACGAGGAUUCAACAGUAUUACCGGUGUAUGAAGGACGCAUUACAGCUGAAUGCAAAUCAAUUUCAGACUCUGAAUGA
Molecule: messenger RNA, 1725 nt
Organism: Thelazia callipaeda (thelaziosis nematode)
Lineage: Eukaryota; Metazoa; Nematoda; Chromadorea; Rhabditida; Thelaziidae
Source: the annotation of a GenBank genome assembly